Aureococcus anophagefferens is the source of this 1329-nucleotide messenger RNA. RefSeq lists its product as hypothetical. Gene Ontology annotation, molecular function: pyridoxal phosphate binding; L-aspartate:2-oxoglutarate transaminase activity. The transcript has a single exon. The record is from RefSeq and is a predicted model, not a curated record. Gene Ontology annotation, cellular component: mitochondrion. Bases 1 to 1329 code for a protein of 442 amino acids. Gene Ontology annotation, biological process: amino acid metabolic process; biosynthetic process. NCBI's taxonomy places the organism in Eukaryota, Pelagophyceae, Pelagomonadales, Pelagomonadaceae.
AUGCAGACCGUGCUCGCUGUGCUCUGCCUCGUCCCCGCGGCCGCGCUGGUGCGCGGCGCCCCGAGCCGCGUCGCUGCCACGCCGCGCAAAGCGUCGCCGAGCGCCUACCUGAGCGAGAUCCCCCAGGGUCCGCCGGACGCCAUCCUCGGCAUCGCCGCGGCCUUCCGCGCGUCCAACGCCGACGACAAGGUGAACGUCUGCGUCGGCGCGUACCGCGACGACGUCGGCGUGCCCUACGUGCUGCCGUCGGUCACCGAGGCGGAGCGUCGGCUGCUCGACCGCGGCGAGAAGAAGGAGUACGCGCCCAUCGAGGGCCUCGCGGACUUCCGCCAGAAGGCGCUGGAGUUCGCCUACGGCGAGGACUGCGCGGCGCUCAAGGAGGGCCGCAUCGCCGGCGUGCAGACGCUGUCGGGCACGGGCGCGUGCCGCGUCGCGGGCGAGUUCUACGCGCGGUUCCUGCCCGAGGGCACGGCCGUCUACGUCUCGGACCCGACCUGGGGCAACCACAUCCCCAUCAUGGAGCUCGCGGGCCUCGAGGUGCGCAAGUACCGCUACCUCGACCGCGAGACGAACGGCCUGGACUACGAGGCGUUCCUCGAGGACAUCGACGCCGCGCCGGCGGGAAGCGUCUUCCUGCUCCACGCCUGCGCGCACAACCCGACGGGCGUCGACCCGACGCGGGACCAGUGGGACGCCGUGUCGAAGAAGAUCCUCGCCAAGGGCCACCACGUUCUCAUGGACUGCGCGUACCAGGGCUUCGCGUCCGGCGACGCGGAGGCGGACGCGUUCGCGAUCCGCAAGUUCCUCGACGACGGCCACUCGCUCCUGCUGGCCCAGUCCUUCGCGAAGAACUUUGGCCUCUACGGCGAGCGCGUCGGCACGCUCUCCGUCGUCUGUAAAGAUACGGAGGAGGUCGAGCGCGUCAUGUCGCAGCUGAAGCGCAUCAUCCGGCCCAUGUACUCCAGCCCGCCCAUCCACGGCGCCCUCAUCGUCAAGGAGGUGCUCAGCGACGACGCGUUGCGCGCCCAGUACUACGACGAGUGCGCGCAGAUGGCCGAGCGCAUCGGCGGCAUGCGCGUCCGCCUCCGCGAGGAGAUCGAGGCCGCGGGCUCCGAGCACGACUGGACCCACGUCACGGACCAGAUCGGCAUGUUCGCCUUCACGGGCAUGACCUCCGACAUGUGCGACACGCUCACGGCCGACUACUCCAUCUACCUCACGAAGGACGGCCGCAUCUCCGUCGCGGGCGUCAACUCCGGCAACAUCAAGUACAUCGCCAAGGCCGUCCACGAGGUCACCCACGGCAAGGAGAUCGGCGUCGCCGCGUAA